Messenger RNA from Tribolium castaneum (red flour beetle), 1091 nucleotides. RefSeq lists its product as uncharacterized. NCBI's taxonomy places the organism in Eukaryota, Metazoa, Arthropoda, Insecta, Coleoptera, Tenebrionidae. The transcript is spliced from 6 exons. Bases 360 to 1061 code for a protein of 233 amino acids. The record is from RefSeq and is a predicted model, not a curated record.
AAACCAUUGAAAAUUUUGCGAUUUUCUCGACGCCAGUCGAUUCCCCGGUUUAUUUUACGUAGGUUUACAUCAAAAUAGUUCCACUUUUCCGUAAUUGAGAAAAUAAAAAAACAGAAAUUUGUCAUCACAAAUAAAUGAUGAGUUGUAUGCGUGUUAGUAGUAUAAGCGAACAAUUAGUGCUAAUGAGGUCAUUAUCUAAUGACCGCUGCAACUUUCUCUUAAUGACCGCUACACUUUGGCCGCUACAAUUUUGCUAUAUGUCAUACAAUAUAUAAGACCAAAGAAAAUUUAGGAAAAUAUUCAGUGUUGUUCUCGUGUUUGUUCUUGAAGAAGACGUCUUGGUGUAUUGUGAAAUUAAGAUGCCUGGAAAACGUGUAUCUUCUAUGCCAUUGAAAAAAUCAUCUCCGAAGCGUUUUAAAGCCCCAGGUGAUGGUGGAUGUGUAGAAGAAGAGGAAAUUAGUGAAUUUACCAACCUGCAACCCUCAACAUCUAAGGCAACAGAAUCAGUGAAUGCUUUAAAAAGACGCCUCCCUAACUUCGAAGAUGGUCCUUUAGAUACACUUGUAAAUCAAAUCGGUGCUGGUCAAAUUGACGAUAAUGAAGUCUUUGAAAAUUUUGCUGAUGAAUUUAACUUUAUUAAUAAAAAUGGAGAAAAUGAAUCAUUCAUAAAAAAGUUUAAUACAUUAGCGAGACGUAUGAGGUUUUCCUUUAAAGAUAAUGCGCCGGAGAAUCCAAUUGAAUGGAUGCAAAAUGCAAUUGAAGAACUGUUGGCGCACAUUUUUAGAGGAUUUUCAAGUGAUGACUAUGUCGGCUUAGUUCUCGAAAAUGAAGAAUUCCCCGAGCGACCUGUUUACAUUUCCUUCCGCAAAUUAUCCCAAUAUAAUGUCGCAAUGGUGAUGGAAACUGUAGGAAAUGUUCUUCAGAGCAAUCGUGCGUUCUUUGUUAAUGAUCGUUUAUCGAUACGGGUGGACAGGGUGGCUUUACCUGUGGGAAAAGGAUUUCGUACCGCCACCGAUGGAUUAGCCGUAAGUUAUAAUGAACAUUGUCUUAGUAAAAAUUAAUAAAUAAAUAAAUAAAUCUAAUAAAUAUGA